AUGGCCGCGAGCGGAGACUCGGCCAGCGCCAUCCCCCCUCGGGCCGGUUGGACUCUGCGGGAGGACGAAGCCGCCUCGGCAACGGCCGCGGCGGUAGAGGGAGCCGGUUGCAACGGCUGCUGCUCCUCUUUAGCCGGCCCGAAGGAAGUGAAGCAAAGCAGCAGCAGCAGCAGGCGAGAAGGAGGCUCCUCCAGCGGCGAGAGAACUUGCCAGAGAAGGAAACUUCCCUGGGUUUUGGGCGCCGGGUCGGUGGCGCUGCUCCUGGCUUUGGGGACCGUCUUGGGGCCGGACGCUGGAGAAGAAGCGGGCCUGGAGGGCCCCCCAGGUGAGCCCAGCUGGUCCCCGCCGCCCGGCCCGGCGCUGUGCUGCUGCUGCCUCCUCCUGGCCGCCUACUUCUGGCUGGGACUGGAGCUGCUGCGCGCCGGGCUCCGCUUGCGCACCGCCGUCCUGCUCCUGGCCGUCUGCUGCUGCGGCGGGGAAGCGCUCGCCGGCUCGGCGCUGGGGGGAGAAGAUCACCGCUUGCUCUCGGCCGGCUUGGGGCUGUGCAGCCUGGCCGGCUGGGCAUGGCUUCUCCUGCCCCGGCUCCGCCACGGCGUCCUCAUGCUGGCCUUGACUAGCGUGCUGCGCCUCGCCUCGCUCGGCUUCUUGGAGGGCGUCCGGGCGCCGUGGAGACCUCACCUGGCUUAUCUCCUGGGCUUGCUGGGCAUCCUCCUGGCCAGCUGCGCUCGGCACGCCUCCGGAAAGCGGGAGGAGGAGGAGGAGAGCCGACCAGGAGCGGAAGGAGCCGAGUCCUCCUCCUUCGCCGCCGCUGCUGCUGUUACCGCUGCCGCCCGGCCGGCCAAGGAAGACGCGGCGGGCUUGAAGAGGAGGCGGCGGUCCAGCUCCGUGAUCUCCGCCGAGAUGGCAGGUUGCGGCGGCAAGAGCCACCGGAGGACCUCGCUGCCUUGCAUCCCUCGCGAGCAGUCUUCGGGCACCAGUAUUACCGUAGAUAUUGCCGUCAUGGGAGAAGCUCAUGGACUCAUUACUGACCUCCUGGCAGAUCCUUCGUUGCCACCCAAUGUCUGCACCUCCCUUCGAGCAGUGAGCAACCUGCUUAACACACAGUUGACCUUCCAAGCUAUCCACAGACCAAGAGUCAAUACUUUGGCAUCCUUCAAUGAAAACUACACCUGUUCGGACACAGAAGAAUGUUCAGAGAAGGGAGAAAAGCUUACUAUUCCCAAGCGCUUUAGGAAAAGCCUUCCCCCAGGUCUUCUACGGCGAGUGUCCUCCACUUGGACGACAACCACAUCUGCCACCGGUUUACCCACGUUGGAGCCAGCGUCUGUUCGAAGGGACCGCAGUCCCAGCAUCAAACUUUAUGAUAAUUCAUCACCCAG
Molecule: messenger RNA, 1379 nt
Organism: Thamnophis sirtalis
Lineage: Eukaryota; Metazoa; Chordata; Lepidosauria; Squamata; Natricidae
Source: RefSeq, a predicted model, not a curated record